Messenger RNA from Pseudoliparis swirei, 15978 nucleotides. It is a transcript of the gene mycbp2, whose product is annotated as MYC binding protein 2. Gene Ontology annotation, cellular component: nucleus. The transcript is spliced from 84 exons. Lineage: Eukaryota; Metazoa; Chordata; Actinopteri; Perciformes; Liparidae. The coding region runs from base 399 to 14729 and encodes 4776 amino acids. The record is from RefSeq and is a predicted model, not a curated record.
UGAGGGUGCUGCCUCUUCUGGGGUCAAGAAAACACUCGAGGAGCGACUGAAGCCCGAUAAAUCACGACAGGGAAGAUCGUCGGGAAUUUACGGUGCCGUUUCUGCAGUUCUCCACGAGAAAACAUGUUAUGGCUUGAGAGGACAUAUUCACGGGAGACGAGCACCGCGUUGACGCCGCGGUCGGAGGAGCGGACGUUGUCGUCGCACCAGCAGAUCGGCGAUUCGCUCUUAUAAUAAACCGGGCGCCGGGGAUGCUAAUUGUGGUAUUUCGGCAACUCUGAGUGGACAAAUAAUGUGACCCUGUGGAGGCUUUAAUGACAACCGGAUUGCAUCGGAUGGCUAGAUACAGUCUCGCUGUGGUAUCUUUUGUGUGAUUAUAUGCAUUGUUCUCCAAAACGAUGAUGUGUGCUGCUGCUGCGGCAGCGGCCGGUGGUGGUGGAGGGGGGAUUCUACCUUCCUCAUCGCCGUCGAUGGGGUUAGGUGUCCGGGUCGCUUCUGGAGCAGGAGCCGAGUUUACCACCAUCGGUUCGGGUAUGGGUUCCUGCCCGACACCCGGAGUCCAGUCGGAUUGUCGGACUCGGUACCAGCUUUUACUCUCAGGGCGAGCUCUGGCCGAACGAUACAGGCGGAUUUAUACCACCGCUAUCAACGAUAAAGAGCAAGGGAUAAACCAAGGAAGGGGAAAGAAGGCUUUGAGUAAGAAGAAACUGAAAAGGCGACAGAAGGUCAAGUCAAAAGUCAAAUCAAGAACAAAGGCCGAGAGUCUCGAUGGCGCCCUUUGCGUGCCGGACAUCAAGCUGCACAGCAACCCGUCUGCUUUCAAUGUGUACUGCAACGUGCGGCACUGUGUGCUGGACUGGCAGCAGAGAGAGGCCUCCCUCGCGCUGGCCUCCAGGAGCUCGGUGCAGAGCGGCGACUCCGACAGCGAGGAGGAGGAGGAGUACCGCGAGCCGGCCGUGAAGCUGCCAAAGAUCAUCAGCAUCGGCCUGUGCGGGGUGUUUGAGCUGAUCAAAGAGACGCGGUUCUCUCACCCCUCGCUGUGCCUGCGCAGCCUGCAGGCCUUGUUGGACAUGCUGCAGGGUCAGCAGCCCGAGGGCUUUCAGACCGAGCCUCCGGAUGUGCUGGAGUCUCUUUUCCAGUUGCUGUUGGAGACCACGGUCCGGAGCACGGGGCCCAACGACCCGACGGGCCAGGCCAUCACGGCGCUGUCCUGCGCCUGCCUCUUCAGCCUGGUGGUGGCUUGGGGAGACACCGGCAAGAUCCUGCAGGCCGUCUCCGCCAUCCUCACCAACAACGGCAGCCACGCCUGCCAGACGAUACAGGUGCCCACCAUACUUAACGCCCUGCAGAGGAGCGUGCAGGCGGUCCUGGUGGGAAAGAUCCAGAUCCAGGACUGGUUCGGGAACGGCAUCAAGCGCGCCGCCCUCAUGAACAAGUGGAUCCUGAAGGAGGCGGCCAUCGACGAGGACGAGCGCUGCCUCCUGCAGACCGACGGCUCCUUCCUGUACCUGCUCUGCAAGGACGGACUCUACAAAGUGGGCUCCGGGUACGGCGGCACCGUCAGGGGCCACGUGUACAACUCCACGUCCCGCACCAGGAACCGGAAGGAGAAGCGGUCGUGGCUGGGCUUUGCUCAGGGGUACUUGUUGUACCGGGACACGAGUAACCACACGAUGUCGGCCAUCAAGAUCAACCCCGAAACUCUGGAGCAGGAGGGGACCGUCACAAUGCCAGGUCAACACGCCGACGGACAGAACAUCAUCUUCACCGAUGGAGAGUACAUCAACCAGAUCGCAGCCUGCAAAGACGACGGCUUCGUGGUGCGGAUCUAUACCAUGAGCUCAGACCCGGCGCUGCAGCAGGAACUGCAGCUGAAGCUGGCGAGGAAGUGUCUGCACGCCUGCGGCAUCUCUCUGUUCGACCUGGAGAAGGAUCUGCACAUCAUCAGCACGGGCUUCGAUGAAGAGGCGGCGUUGCUCGGAGCAGGCCGGGAGUUCGCUCUGAUGAAAACAGCCUCGGGGAAGAUUUACUACACAGGAAAGUACCAGAGCCUGGGUAUAAAGCAGGGUGGCCCGUCAGCAGGGAAGUGGGUGGAACUGCCCGUGACCAAGUCUCCCAAAAUCACCCAGUUCUCCGUCGGCCACGACGGCUCUCACGCGCUGCUGGUGGCCGAGGACGGAAGCGUGUUCUUCACGGGCUCGGCCAGCAAGGGAGAGGACGGAGAGUCCACCAAAAGCCGCAGACAGCCCAAGCCGUACAAGCCCAAGAAGAUGAUCAAGCUGGAGACCAAGACGGCGGUGUACACGGCGUGCAACAACGGGAGCAGCAGCAUCGUCACCAAGGACGGGGAACUCUACAUGUUCGGCAAAGAUGCGAUUUACAGCGACAGCACCUGCCAGGUGACGGACCUGAAAGGUCACACUGUGAUUCAGGUCGCCAUGGGCAAGGCCCACACGUGUGUCCUCAACAAGAGCGGUGAGGUGUGGACAUUCGGGGUGAACAACAAGGGCCAGUGUGGCAGAGACACUGGAUCCAUGAGCCAGGCAGGGAAAGCGUUCGGUGUGGAGAGCAUGGCCACAGCCAUGGAUGAGGACCUGGAGGACGAGCUAGAAGAGAAGGAAGAGAAGAGCAUGAUGUGCCAGCCGGGCAUGCACAAGUGGAAGCUGGACCAGUGCAUGGUGUGCACGGUGUGCGGAGACUGCACCGGCUACGGCGCCAGCUGCGUGAGCAGCGGCCGGCCGGACCGAGUACCAGGAGGUAUCUGCGGCUGCGGGUCCGGAGAGUCCGGCUGCUCGACGUGCGGCUGCUGCAAGGCCUGUGCCAGGGAGCUGGAUGGGCAGGAGGCCCGGCAGAGAGGCAUCUUUGAUGCAGUGAAGGAGAUGAUUCCUCUGGACCUGCUACUGGCUGUGCCUGUGCCCCCCCCUCCAGGAGUGAACAUCGAGGAACACAUUCAGAUCCGUCAGGAGGAAAAGCGACAGAGGAUCAACCGCCGGCACAGGCUGGAGGAGGGCAGAGGCCCCCUUGUUUUUCCCGGUUCCAUUUUAAUGAACCAGCGUGAGCAGGCCCUAGCCAGAAUAAGACCCCUUCAGGCACUAAGGCAUAAGCGGGACAAGCACAAAGAUGGCAGCAGUGAGCGCGGGGAGAAGGACGCCAGCAAAAUCACCACCUACCCCCCCGGGGCCGUGAGGUUUGACUCCGAGCUGCGAGCCGUGCAGGUCAGCUGCGGUUUUCACCACUCAGUGGUGCUGAUGGAGAACGGAGACGUCUACACGUUCGGUUACGGCCAACACGGGCAGCUCGGACACGGAGACGUGAACUCCAGGGGUUCUCCCACUCUGGUGCAGGCCCUUCCCGGUCCCAGUGUUCAGGUGACAGCGGGCAGUAACCACACGGCCGUCCUCCUCAUGGACGGGCAGGUCUUUACAUUCGGCAGCUUCUCGAAAGGGCAGCUGGGCCGGCCCAUCCUGGACAUGCCCUACUGGAAUGCCAAGCCUUCUCCCAUGCCCAACAUCGGGGCCAAAUAUGGGCGAAAGGCCACCUGGAUCGGUGCCAGCGGGGACCAGACGUUCCUGCGGAUCGAUGAGGCUCUUAUCAACUCCCAUGUCCUCGCCACUUCAGAGAUCUUCGCCAGCAAACACAUCAUUGGCCUCGUGCCCUCCUCUGUAUCUGAGCCGCCUCCAUUCAAAUGUCUGCUGAUCAACAAAUUGGACGGAAGCUGCAGGACCUUCAACGACUCUGAGCAGGAGGACCUGCAGGGCUUCGGGCUGUGUCUGGACCCCGUGUACGAUGUCGUGUGGAGGUUCCUGCCUGCCGCCAAAGAGAUGCUGUGCUACAACGCGGUGAUAGCGGACGCCAGGAUACCAUCUGCCAACGACCUGCAGGCUCGCUGCAGCAUCCUGAGUCCGGAGCUGGCGUUGCCCUCCGGGUCGCACGCCACCACCACUCGCUCUCACGGAGCCCUGCACAUCCUCGGUUGCCUGGAUACGCUGGCGGCCAUGCAAGAGCUGAAGAUGGGCGUGGCCAGCGGGGAGGAGGAAACCCAGACCGUGAUGAAGGUCUACUCCAAGGAGGACUACAGCGUGGUGAACCGCUUUGAGAGUCACGGCGGUGGCUGGGGCUACUCGGCCCACUCGGUGGAGGCCAUCCGGUUCUGUGCCGAUGCGGACACCCUGCUGGGCGGACUGGGUCUGUUCGGGGGUCGAGGGGAGUACACCGCCAAGAUCAAGCUCUUCGAGUUGGGACCUGACGGCGGCGACCACGAGACGGACGGCGAUCUGCUGGCCGAGACCGACGUGCUGGCGUACGACUGUGCCGCCAGGGAGAAGUACGCCAUGAUGUUCGACGAGCCGGUGCUGCUGCAGCUGGGCUGGUGGUACGUGGCGUGGGCCCGGGUGUCCGGACCCAGCAGUGACUGUGGCUCCCACGGACAGGCUACCAUUACCACAGACGACGGUGUGGUCUUUCAGUUCAAAAGCUCCAAGAAGUCCAACAACGGUACGGACGUGAACGCGGGUCAAAUACCUCAGCUGCUGUACAGACUUCCUUCAAACGAUGGCAAUGCAUCGAAGGGGAAGCAGCAGACCAGUGAACCGGUCCACAUCCUCAAGCGCUCCUUCGCUCGCACCGUCUCAGUGGAAUGUUUUGAGUCUCUGCUGAGUGUCCUUCACUGGAGCUGGACCACCUUGGUUCUGGGCGUGGAGGAGCUGCGAGGGCUGAAGGGCUUCCAGUACACGGCCACCCUGCUGGACCUGGAGCGGCUCCGCUUCGUGGGCACGUGCUGCCUCCGCCUGCUCAGGGUCUACAUCUGUGAGAUCUUCCCCAUCGCCGCCAGCACCAAAGCUGUGGUGGAGGAGUCCAGCAAGCUGGCUGAGUGCGUGGGGAAGACUCGCAGCCUGCUGAAGAAGAUCCUGUCGGAGGGCAUGGACAACUGCCUGACCAAGCUGGACAACGACCCCGAGGGCUACCUGUCUCAGCCGCUGACCCUGCUGGAAGCCGUGCUGCAGGAGUGCCACAACACCUUCACCGCCUGCUUCCACUCGUUCUAUCCGACCCCGGUUCUGCAGUGGGCCUGCCUGUGCGACCUGCUCAACUGCCUGGACCAGGACAUUGCGGAGGCCAACUUUCGCACGUCCAGCAGCCGCCUGCUGGCGGCCGUGAUGUCGGCGCUGUGCCACACGUCGGUCAAGCUGAUGUCCAUCCUGCCCAUCGCGUACGACGGGGAGGUGCUGCUGCGCUCGCUGGUCAAACAGGUCAGCACGGAGAAUGACUCCGCUCUCGCUCACCGCUUCCCCCUGCUGGUGGCCCACAUGGAGAAACUGAGCCAUACGGAGGAGAACCUGAUGGGCAUGACCAGCUUCCGGGAGGUGCUGGAGAAGAUGCUGGUGAUCGUGGUGCUGCCGGUGAGGAAGAGUUUGAGGAAGGAGGUGGAGCUGUUCUCCCCACACCUGGUCUCCAACACCUGUGGCCUGCUGGCCUCCAUCGUCUCCGAGCUCACCGCCUCGGCCCUCGGCUCCGAGGUUGAUGGGAUGAACUCGCUCCACUCCGUGAAAGCGUCCCCAAACCGUUUCACCAAAACGAGCCAGGGCCGCAGUUGGAACACGGGCAACGGCUCUCCGGACGCCAUCUGUAUGACCGUGGACAAGCCGGGUGUCGUGCUGGUGGGCGUGUGCGUCUACGGAGGAGGCGGCAUCCACGAGUAUGAACUGGAGGUGCUGGCCGACGAUGCACAGACGGAGCACCCUGGUGACUCGGCACAUUCUCACAGGUGGACGUCCCUGGAGCUCGUGAAGGGCACCUACAGCACCGACGAUUCCCCCAGCGAUAUCGCUGAGAUCCGCAUGGAUAAGGCCGUGCCGCUCAAGGAGGGCGUAAAGUACGCCGUGCGGUUACGUAACUACGGCAGCCGGACGGCAAACGGGGACGGGGGCAUGACCACGGUGCAGUGCUCCGACAGCGUGUCCUUCACCUUUAGCACCUGCAGCCUGAGCAGCAACGGCACCAACCAGACCAGAGGACAGAUCCCACAGCUUCUCUACUACAGGAGCGAGUACGAUGGGGAUCUCCAGUCUCAGCUGCUGAGCAAAGCCAACGAGGAAGACAAGAACUGCAGCCGAGCUCUGUCCGUGGUCAGCGCCGUGGUCAGAGCCGCGAAGGACCUGCUUCACAGGGCGUUUGCUGUCGAUGUGGACGAUAUUCCCGAGCUACUGAGUUCCUCCAGCCUGUUCUCCAUGCUCUUGCCCCUCAUCCUGGCCUACAUCGGGCCCGUGGCCACCUCCGUACCGAAGGCUGCCGUCGAGGUUUUCGGACUCGUCCAGGAGCUGUUACCUGCCGUCUCCGCCCUCAACCAAAAGUACGCCCCCCCCACCUUCAACCCCAACCAGUCGACGGACAGCACGACGGGCAACCAGCCGGAGCAGGGCCUGUCGGCGUGCACCACCUCGAACCACUACUCGGUGAUCGAGAGCGAGCACCCUUACAAGCAAGCCAGCGUCAUACAAUACAGGGUGUCUUUCCCCGACUGCGUCCGCUGGACCACCAUCGAGUUUGACCAGCAGUGCGGCACGGCGCAGCCGGAGGACGUCCUGCGCCUGCUCAUCCCCAGCCGGACCCUCCACCUUUCCAGCCUGGGGGGCAAACCUUUGGUCCACGACACCAUCAACACCUGGACGGAUCUCAAGAAGUUCUCUGGCGCCACCGGCUGGCCGACCACCGUCCUGGUGCUGCCGGGGAACGAAGUGCUGUUCUCGCUGGAGACGGCCUCGGACUACGUGAAGGACGAGAAGGCUUGCUUCUACGGCUUCAAGUGCGUGGCUGUGGGCUACGAGUUCAACCCCGGCCCCGAUGAGGGCAUCAUCCAGCUGGAGAAGGAGUUGGCCUUCCUGGGCAGCAUGUGUGCUGCAGCGCUGAUGAAGAAGGACCUCGCCCUCCCCAUCGGUAAUGAACUGGAGGAGGAUCUUGAGAUCCUCGAGGAAGCCUCUCUUCAGGUCUGUAAGUCCCACUGCGGGAUCCUGGGGAAGGGUCUGGCCUUGUCUCACUCGCCCACUAUCCUGGAGGCCCUGGAGGGCAAUCUGCCCCUGCACCUCCAAACCAAUGAGCACUCUUUCCUGGAAGACUUCAUCACCUGUGUGCAGACCUCCAGCGGAGGGCGUCUGGCCAGGUGGCUGCAGCCGGACUCUUACGCCGACCCCCAGAAGACAUCUCUGAUCCUCAACAAAGACGACAUCCGCUGCGGCUGGCCGACCACCGUGGUCGUGCAGACCAAAGACCAGUAUGGAGACGUGGUGCACGUUCCUCACAUGAAGGUGGAGGUGAAGGCCGUGCCGGUGUCACAGAAGAAGUCGAUGCAGCCGGAGAAUGUGAAGAGGCUGCAGCGGCUGCCCGGGAGCUCCUCGCCCCCGUCCUCCGGCCCCGACCUGACCUUCGGGGGUUUGCCGAUGCCCAAGCUGGAGGCCACGUACGAGCCCAUGAUCGUGAAGGAGGCUCGAUACAUCGCGAUCACCAUGAUGAAGGCUUAUGAGAACUACUCGUUUGAAGAGCUGCGCUUUGCCUCCCCCACCCCAAAGAGACCCAGCGAGAACAUGCUGAUCCGUGCCAACACUGACGGAACCUACAGCGCCAACUGGACCCCGGGAGCAGUCGGCCUCUACACCAUCCACGUCACCAUCGAUGGCAUUGAAAUAGAUGCUGGUAUGGAGGUAGAAGUCAAAGACCCCCCCAAAGGCAUGAUACCACCCGGCACUCAGAUGGUCAAACCGAAGGCUGAACCUCAGCCGAACAAGGUUCGCAAAUUUGUGUCCAAGGACAGCGCAGGCCUGCGUGUGCGUAGUCACCCCUCCCUGCAGAGCGAACAGAUAGGCAUAGUGCAUGUCAAUGGCACCAUCACUUUCAUUGACGAGAUCCACAAUGACGAUGGCGUGUGGCUACGGCUCAAUGACGACACGGUCAAGAAGUAUGUUCCCAGCAUGAAUGGUUACUCUGAAGCCUGGUGCCUCUCUUUUAACCAGCACCUGGGCCGGAGCCUACUGGUCCCAGCCGACGAGGUCAGGGGCCAAUCGGAGGAGAGCUUAAAGGAGGUGAGCAGCUGCCCUUCCCACGAGGCCCCGAUUCGGGCGCAAAGCAGGGCAGGGCAGGGCGGCGGCCCGGGGCUUUAUAAGGUAGUGAAGACCGGCCCCUCUGGUCACAACAUCAGAAGCUGCCCAAACCUUAGGGGUAUCCCCAUUGGAAUGUUAGUUCUUGGCAACAAGGUCAAGGCCGUAGGCGAGGUGGUGAACUCAGAGGGCAACUGGGUUCAGCUGGAUAAGAAUAGCGUGGUGGAGUUCUGUGAGAGCGAUGAAGGCGAGGCCUGGUCGCUGGCCAGAGACCGCGGUGGGAACCAGUACCUUCGCCACGAUGACGAACAAGUCCUGCUUGAGCUCGGGGCCCAGACCCCCCCGCCGAGCCCGUUCUCCGUGCAGGCCUUCAACCGAGCGGCCGCCUCAAACGGAGCGCAGGGCUUCGACUACGGCAUCGCCAACAACAAAGGUGACCGGUUGAGUGCCAUACUGAAUUCCAUUCAGUCUGGGCCCCUCCUCUCAGCAGCUCCCUCCUCCUCCUCCGUAUUUGAGCAAGCCGCCCAACCUCCCUCCUCUUCCUCCUCCUCCCUUGUCCACAGCCCAUUUGUGUUUGGACAAUCCCCCUCCCAACUGUCUCAGCCACAACCACAGCUUCCGAAUGGUUCAUCAUCACGCCGCCUUGCUUCUCGCGAGCGUGUGCACAAAAGCAAUGUGUCCGUGGCCGGGCAUGGUACCGCUCUCUCAUCUCUCGCUCUGAGGCAAAAGGGUGAGCGAGGGAACGGAGCGCGGCCCAUGUCCCCAGCCUCCAAACAUCGGCAGGAGAAUCGCUCGCCCAAACAGGAGGGUCGAGGGAGCCGCUCGUCCGAGCAGAGCAGGAGCAAGACUGAGGAGGGCGGCUUCUCGGCCGGCGAAGCCCUCAUCCUGCGGUCGGACACGGCCAAGCUGAGGUCCGACUCUCACAGCCGCUCUCACUCGCCCAAUCACAACACCCUGCAGGCCCUGAAGGCCGAUGGCCGAACCCCGGGAGUCCGGGCCGAGUCCCCGAACCCCAGCUCGCGCGCCUCCUCUCCCAAACAACAAGGCGUCUCAUCUUCAGGCAGGUCUAGUCCCUCCAGCACCGCCUCCCAGAACUCCUCUUCAGCCCACCAUGAUAAGAACCUCCCACCUAAAGUCAGUCCUUCCUCCAAAGCCCGGCUGGAUCCUCCCAGAGAGCGGUCCAAAUCUGAUUCCUACACUCUGGACCCAGACACACUUAGAAAGAAGAAGGUCCCACUAACGGAACCGCUUAGAGGCAGGUCUACCUCUCCGAAACCUAAACUGUCUCCUAAAGAUCCAAAUAACGAAGUGAUUGGCGACCCAAAUAACGAAGUGAUUGGCGACCCAAAUAACGAAGUGAUUGGCAAUCCAGAGAACCGCGUCCCCUCUCCACACGUGACCCAGGAGAACCUCCACAGCGAAGUGGUGGAGGUGUGCAGCUCCAGCGCUCUCGUCUCGGAGGAUGGCAACGACGAGAACUCGGAGGCUCAAAAUUCUGAAGACGGCUCGGGCAAGGUGCACUUCAGCAUCGGCAAAGGGCCCGUCAAGGAGGACGUAGAGAGCCGCGCGUCGCCCAAAGUCAGCCGCAAAGCCUCCAGUCGACACACGCGCCCCAAGAAGGAAAAGUCCGGGCCUCUGUUCAAAGGCGAGAGUCCUUCGAGGGCCACGGAGCCGGCCAAACAGGCCAUGUCCCCUUCGGUGGCCGAAUGUUCGCGAGCGGUCUUCGCGGCGUUCCUGUGGCACGAGGGUAUUGUCCACGACGCCAUGGCCUGCUCCUCCUUCCUCAAGUUCAACCCCGACUUGACCAAAGAGCACGCCCCCACCCGCGGCUCCCUGGGAGCGCAGGGCGCCGAGGAGAAGGAGAGCAAGCUGAAGAACCGCCACUCCUUGGAGAUCUCCUCCGCACUCAACAUGUUUAACAUCGCGCCGCACGGCCCGGACAUCUCCAAAAUGGGGAGCAUCAACAAGAACAAGGUGCUGUCCAUGCUGAAGGAACCUCCCCUGCCAGAGAAGUGCGAGGAGGGUAAGGGGGAGGCCACUUCCUACGAGAUGGCUUCUCAUCCGGCGAUGAGGGCCAAGUCCAUCUUGCCGUUGACGUUGCAACACCUGGUGUCGUUCUGGGAGGACAUUUCUCUGGCCACCAUCAAGGCCGCCACUCAGAACAUGAUCUUCCCCAGCCCGGGGUCCAGCGCCAUCCUGAAAAGGAAGGAGCACGAGAAAGACGGCAAGAAGGCAAAGAAGGAGAAGAAGAAGAGGGAGAAAGCCGAGGUGCGUCCGAGGGGCAAUCUGUUCGGAGAGAUGGCUCAGCUCGCCAUGGGCGGGCCGGAGAAAGACACCAUCUGUGAGCUGUGUGGCGAAUCUCACCCGUACCCCGUCACCUACCACAUGAGGCAGGCUCACCCAGGUUGCGGCCGCUAUGCUGGAGGCCAGGGCUACAACAGCAUCGGCCACUUCUGUGGCGGUUGGGCUGGUAACUGUGGAGAUGGAGGCAUAGGAGGCAGCACCUGGUACCUGGUGUGUGAUCGCUGUCGGGAGAAAUACCUGAGAGAGAAACAGACCACCGCCAGGGAGAAGGUGAAGCAGUCCAGGAAGAAACCCCUGCAGGUGAAGACUCCGAGGGCGCUGCCCACCAUGGACGCCCACCAGGUGAUUCGAGCGAACGCUUUGUUCCUGCUGUCGCUCAGCAGCGCUGCCGAGCCCAGCAUGCUGUGCCACCACCCUCCCCGGCCCCUGCACUCCCAGCUGCUCCCCAGCCUCAAGGAGGGCGUGCCGGACGAACUCCCCAAUAAAAUGGGCUGCCUCUACCUCCAGACACUAGCUAGGCAACACACUGAGAACUUUGGGGGCUACCAAGACGAUAACCUCUUCCAAGACGAGAUGAGGUAUUUGCGCUCCACAUCUGUUCCUGCACCUUACAUAUCAGUCACCCCUGAUGCCUGUCCCAAUGUGUUUGAGGAACCAGAGAGCAACAUGAAAUCAAUGCCGCCCAGUCUGGAGACCAGCCCCAUCACAGACAGCGAUAUGGCCAAACGGACCGUGUUCCAGAGGUCUUACUCGGUCGUUGCAUCAGAGUACGACAAGCAACACUCGCCCUCGCCGGCCCGGAUCAAAGCCGUGCCCAGACGCAGGGUCCAGAGUGGCGACGCAGAGGUGGGCUCUUCCCUGUUACGGCACCCGUCCCCCGAGCUGUCCCGGCUGAUUUCAUCACACGGCUCCCUCAGUAAGGGGGAGAGGAACUUCCAGUGGCCCGUCCUGUCUUUCGUUAUCCAGCACCACGACCUGGAGGGCCUGGAGGUGGCCAUGAGGCAUGCGCUGAGGAAGUCUGCCUGCAGGGUGUUUGCCAUGGAGGCCUUCAACUGGCUGCUGUGCAACGUGAUCCAGACCACGUCCCUACACGACAUCCUUUGGCAUUUCGUAGCGUCUCUCACGCCGUCGCCAUUCGAACCCGAGGAUGAGGAAGACGACGAGAACAAGGGGAACAAAGAAAACGUGGAACAGGAAAGAGACCUCGGCGUCUGUGAACACCCGCUGUCGGACAUUGUUAUUGCCGGGGAGGCGGCUCAUCCUCUGCCUCACACCUUCCACCGCCUCCUCCAGACCAUCUCUGACCUCAUGAUGUCACUUCCCAGUGGCAGCUCGCUUCAGCAGAUGGCGCUGAGGUGCUGGAGUCUCAAGUUCAAGCAGUCCGACCACCAGUUCCUCCACCAGAGCAACGUUUUCCAUCACAUCAACAACAUCUUGUCCAAGUCUGACGACGGAGACAGCGAGGAGAGCUUCAACAUCAGCGUGCAGUCGGGCUACGAAGCGAUGAGCCAGGACCUCUGCCUGGUGACCUGUCUGAAGGACCUGACCAGCGUGGUGGACAUCAAGACGUCCAGUCGGCCCGCCAUGAUCGGCAGCCUCACGGACGGCUCCACGGAGACCUUCUGGGAAUCCGGAGACGAGGACAAGAACAAAACCAAGAGCAUCACCAUCAGCUGCGUGAAGGGCCUCAACGCCUCCAUCGUGACGGUUCACGUGGACAACUCCAGAGACAUCGGGAACAAAGUCACAUCGGUUACAUUCCUAUGUGGGAAAGCAGUCGAGGACCUCUGCAGAAUCAAACAGGUCGACCUCGACUCCCGUCACAUGGGCUGGGUGACGAGCGAGCUCCCCGGAGGGGACCACCACGUGAUCAAGGUGGAGCUGAAAGGUCCCGAGAACACCCUGAGGGUGCGCCAGGUGAAGGUCCUGGGUUGGAAAGAGGGCGAGAGCAUCAAGAUCCUGGGCCAGAUCUCGGCCAGCAUGGCCCAGCAGAAGAACUGCGAGGCCGAGACUCUGCGAGUGUUUCGCCUCAUCACCUCACAGGUCUUCGGAAAGCUCAUCUGUGGAGACGCGGAGCCGACUCCGGAGCAGGAGGAGAAGAACCUCCUUUCGUCGCCUGAGGGAGAGGACAAGGUUCCAUCUGACGCCGACCUCAAAGAGCACAUGGUGGGCAUCAUCUUCAGCAGGAGCAAACUCACCAACCUCCAGAAACAGGUGUGCGCGCACAUCGUCCAGGCCAUCCGCAUGGAGGCCACGCGCGUGAGGGAGGAGUGGGAGCACGCCAUCUCCAGCAAGGAGAACGCCAACUCCCAGCCCAGCGACGACGACGCCUCCUCGGACGCCUACUGCUUCGAGCUGCUGUCCAUGGUGCUGGCGCUGAGCGGCUCCAACGUGGGCCGCCAGUACCUCGCCCAGCAGCUCACGCUCAUGCAAGACCUGUUCUCUCUGCUGCACACGGCCUCUCCCAGAGUCCAGAGACAGGUCACGUCGUUGCUCAGGCGCGUCCUCCCGGAGGUCACGCCGGUGAGACUCGCCAGCAUCAUCGGCGUGAAGGCGCUGCCGCCGGCGGACAUCAGCGACAUCAUCCACUCCACGGAGAAGGGCGACUGGAACAAGCUGUGCAUCCUCGACAUGUUCCUGGGCUGCAUCGCCAAAGCCCUCACCGUCCAGCUGAAGGCCAAAGGCGCCACCAUCUCCGGCAUGGCCGCGGUCAAAGGAGUCACCACCGUCACGCUGCCCAUGAUCUUCAACUCCAGCUACAUCCGCCGGGGGGAGAGCCACUGGUGGAUGAAAGGCUCCACUCCGCCGCAGAUAGCCGAGAUCAUCAUCAAGCUGGUCAAAGACAUGGCAGCGGGCCACCUUUCAGACGGUUGGUCCAGAGUCACCAAAAACGCGAUAGCUGAGACCAUCAUAGCGCUGACCAAAAUGGAGGAGGAGCAUCGUUCUCCCGUACGCUGCAUCGCCACCACGAGGCUGUGGCUGGCCUUGGCGUCGCUGUGCGUGCUGGACCAGGACCACGUGGACCGGCUGUCCUCCGGCCGCUGGAUGGGCAAAGACGGGCAGCAGAAGCAGAUGCCCAUGUGUGACAAUCACGACGACGGCGAGACGUCGGCCAUCAUCCUAUGUAACGCGUGCGGCAACCUCUGCACCGACUGCGACCGCUUCCUCCACCUGCACCGACGCACGCGCUCUCACCAGAGACAGGUGUUCAAAGAGGAAGAGGAGGCCAUAAAGGUCGAUCUCCAUGAAGGCUGCGGGAGGACGAAGCUCUUCUGGCUCAUGGCGCUGGCCGACUCGAAGACCAUGAAGGCUAUGGUGGAGUUCAGAGAGCACACAGGUAAACCGGCCUCCAGCAGCUCUGAUUUCUGCAGGUUCUGCGGGACGAGGAACGGCACCGAGCUGUCGGCAGUGGGGAGCGUCUGCUCCGACCCAGACUGCCAGGAGUACGCCAAACUGGCCUGCAGCAAGAGCCACGCCUGUGGCCACCCCUGUGGGGGGGUGAAGAACGAGGAGGCCUGCCUCCCGUGUCUGCACGGCUGCGACAAGAACUCCGGCUGCCUGAAGCAGGACGCCGACGACAUGUGCAUGAUCUGCUUCACGGAGGCCCUGUCCGCUGCUCCUGCCGUCCAGCUGGACUGCACUCACGUGUUCCACCUCCAGUGCACUCGCCACGUCCUCGACAACCGCUGGCUCGGGCCCCGCAUCACGUUCGGGUUCAUGCUGUGUCCCAUCUGCAAGAACAAAAUCAACCACUUGGUGAUCAAGGACUUGCUGGACCCCAUCAAGGAGCUGUGCGAGGACGUGAGGCGGAAGGCUCUGAUGAGGCUGGAGUACGAGGGUCUACAUAAGAGCGAGGCGAUAACCAUGCCGGGAGCGCGCUUCCACAACGACCCCGCAGGCUUUGCCAUGAACAGAUAUGCAUACUAUGUCUGCUACAAGUGCAAGAAGGCCUAUUUUGGGGGAGAGGCUCGCUGCGAUGCGGAUGCCGGACAGGGAGACGACUACGACCCCAGUGAGCUCAUCUGUGGCGCGUGCUCCGACGUGUCCAGGGCUCAGAUGUGCUCCAAGCACGGCACAGACUUCCUGGAGUACAAGUGCCGGUACUGCUGCUCGGUGGCCGUGUUCUUCUGCUUCGGCACCACGCACUUCUGCAACGCCUGCCACGACGACUUCCAGAGGAUGACCAGCGUCCCCAAGGAGGAGCUUCCUCAUUGUCCUGCAGGUCCCAAAGGGAAGCAGUUGGAGAGUACUGAGUGCCCGCUGCAUGUGGUUCACCCGCCGACGGGGGAGGAGUUUGCGCUGGGCUGCGGGGUGUGCAGAAACGCCCACACCUUCUAAACGACACAAGACUUCUACUGAAAACCAGUUUGUCCACUGUGAUUUCUGGCUGCUGCUGAGGUUCGGCCACGAAGCUCGGCUCUUGUCUCCUGGACGCCGGACCGGGUUUCUGCCCUCCGCUGAGAGUCCUGGGGUCCGCUCCUCUACCAACAUCAGUACGCGGGCUCUGCUACAAACACGAGCUGUGGCUCCUUUGGACUCAGUGACCGGAAUGGCGGGAAAAGAACAAUAGAAUUUUUUUUAAAGCAGAAAAAAAAGAAAAUCUCUCGUGACGUGUUUGCAUGCGGCCGGUGUACUCCCUCGGCUUCUAUAGACGUCGCGCACCUCCUGAUCCCUGAAGUGUAACUAUACAAGAUUGCAAAUUUAAUUUGAAAUGAGUUUGCUUUAAAAGGCGACCGUGGAUCAGCGUGGAUAUAAAAAAAAGAAAAAGGAACAUGCCGUAUUUCCAGCUUCCUUAACUAUAAAUUUAAAAUAUUGUUGUAUGUAAACUUUUUCGUAAUCUUGCACAGUAUUCUCCACUGUCAAGUGCAUCAUGGGUUGACGGACAAAAAAAAAGAAAAAAAGAAGGUGGAUGAGACUGUUAAGAAUAAUUAUGUUUGGGAGGAAAAUAGUGUACGAUUUAUCUAAUCUUGUAUAUAAUGAUACUAUUCAAAAUAGCUGUAUUCCGAAGUUGCUACUCUUCACUUCAGUUUUGUUUGAUAUUCUGGGUUAUGUUUUGAGCCAGAAGUUUUAUUGAAGUGCAAUACUGGGUGUGCCUCCUAUUUUGCAGCUGUUUAAACUAUGGAAUGUAUGUCAAUAAAGCCACUGUACAUUUUUAUACAGUAGAAAGUCGUAAUUCCCCCUCUUCUAAAUGUCGGAUCUCUUUUGUUGCGUGGAAAGGAGGAGGAGGCGGAGCCUGGCGCCUGCAGUGAAUGAUGGUGGACGCAAAUCCUAUUUUCAGCUCUGUCGAAAAAAAGAAAAGAAACAACCAAAAUCCAACUAAUACAAAAACAAACUAAAGACCUCACAGUGAGACUGAUUACAGCUGAUUAAUUUGAGGGGCCAGUCUUUACACCAAAUACAAUUGUGCACCUGUAAUGCUUUUCCCUAGUAACAGGCAGGGGGUGGGGGGGCAGGGGAACAGAGUGUGGAAAAGGAAAAAAAAAGCUGCUGUUAUAUAAAAAAGCUUAAUACUUGUGAAUCUGCUCUGUAAUAUCUGUGGUGGAUGGAGUCGAAUGGUAAUAAACCAGGUUCUCUGUUUCGCAAAGUA